UCCGCCCCUUCUAUCUUACGCAUCCCUCCCCAGGUAGAAAAGAGAGCACUUCCUAGUUUAGCUUGAGAAAGAGCGUGGACGAAUAGAAAAGAAAGGAAUGGGAGGGGUGGAGGGUAAAGAGUGAGGCAAGCAGGAAAGGAAUUGCAGGGAAAGCAAAUUGUGGAGCGGUGCUAGAGAUUGGGGACUGUCAGGAGUACAGAGGCACUAGAAAGUGCAUGGGAGUUGCUAAUUUCGCUCCCCCCCCGGUGGUCGCUCUCCAAGACUUUGCCCCACAGAUUCUAAGUGGGCGCCGAUUCUCCUCAGUGUGGUCUUGUAUGCUUUCGACAAAGGCGCCUGGUGAGGGGGAUCUUGCUCAAUGAAGAAAGAGAAAACCUUGGAAAACAGUUGAGGAACUUGAGCUGCGGAGGAAGUUUCUUGGUUUAAAGAGCUAUACGAACCACUUACUCUACUAAGGAAAUAUGUGGAAAUAAAAAGAUUUUAAAUUCUACUCAGAUCUGGUGCUUCUUGGAGAGAGGUUAAAGAAAAAGGGUUAGGUUGCAUUGGGUUGCAACCGGCUGUCUUGACAGGCUCGAUAGAAGGUGGAAAGCAAAACUGCAAACCUGGGUCUCCGUAGCGAGAUGAACAUGGUUUUGGGGGCAUGUGGGGAAGGUUCCGAGACCCUCCUCCACGGAGAAUUUGGUGCCUAUCCGCCCAAGGGGACCCGCUAUGCCCUGAGCCUCACACGGACAGAAUUGCAUAUCCAGCACCUGGUGCCUAAGCCAGACACAGAUCACCGGACAGUGGUGCAGCUUAUUGAUGUGGUGGGGUGUCACACAAUGCGCAGCCAUACGAUUGCAGACCAAUCAGCCUUCUUCUGUGUCUACAUUUACCCGCUGAAGAAGAAGAAGGUGGCCGUGAGCUCAUGGCGGAUGCGGCAGCGGACUGCAAGGACCUUUCAGGUUGACAGUGCAGAAUGCUAUGAGGAUAACCAAAUUCUUGCUGAGAAAUGGGCAGCUGCCAUCAAGUGCUUGGUGUUGGGGAUUCCUAUCUCAAGCAAAACAGAGAUCAGCUGCAGCCUGCUACCGCAUCGCCGUCGCCUGCUCCUUUUGCUAAACCCCUUUGGAGGCAAGGGUAAUGGCCUGCAGUGGUGCCAGAAUCAUAUCCUCCCCAUGAUUACGGAGGCUGACAUCAGCUUCAACUUGAUCCAGACAGAGAGACAGAACCAUGCCCGGGAACUGGUACAGAACAUCAAUUUAGCUGAGUGGGACGGCAUUGUAGCCAUCUCAGGAGAUGGACUUCUAUAUGAGGUUAUUAAUGGCUUGAUGGAACGGCCAGACUGGGAAGAAGCCAUAAAAAUGCCUCUUGGUAUUCUCCCGUGUGGGUCUGGAAAUGCCUUAGCUGCAGCCAUUAACUUCAGUGCUGGGUUUGAGCAAGUCUUGGGCCAGGAGCUGCUUACAAACUGCACCCUCCUGCUCUGCCACGGGGCGGUGUCCCCCUUGGACCUGGUGUCCAUCACCACCUCAUCAGGGACCCGGUCCUUCUCCUUCCUGGGUGUGGCCUGGGGCUUCAUCUCUGACGUGGACAUUGAGAGCGAGAAGUACCGGCACAUGGGCCCAGUCCGGUUCACAUUGGGGACUAUGGUUCGCCUGGCCUCCCUGAACACUUACCGGGGGCGCCUGUCCUACCUGCCCGCUUGGGAUAGCACAGCUCACCGGCCCAUCUUGCGCAGCAUCACCAUGGCGGCCAAUGGGAGCCUCCCCUUCCAGCGCAUGCCGCUCCACCGCACAGUCUCCGACCUAGGGCUCUGCGAGGAACGCCACACCACCUGCUUCCAAGGGGUUCAGCCGGCCGAUGAGCCCACCCCUUCACCCAGCUCCCCGCCUCCUCCUUCCAGCUUCCACUCUUCCAGUUUCAACUUUGAGACUCUGUCAGAGGAGCUGGUAGCUGACAGCAAGGGCCCCCAGGAGCCAAACCCCUCAGUGGCUGCGCCUGCCAUCUCACCAUCUGCCCGGCAAAUGCAUGGCCCCGUGGAUGAACUCCUCACCCCACUUGACCAGCCGGUCCCCAAGUCAUGGGUGACAAUGGAGGACGAUUUUGUUUCAGUCUUGGCCAUCUACCAGACUCACUUGGGUGCUGACCUGUUAAUGGCACCUUUUGCCUGCUUUAAUGACGGCCUCAUCCAUCUUUGCUUCAUCAAGGCGGGCAUUUCCCGGGCGGCCCUGAUUCGCUUCUUCUUGACCAUAGAGAAAGGAGCUCACUUUGAGCUGGAGAGCCCCCACUUCACCCACAUACCUGUCCGGGCCUUCCGCAUUGAGCCCCUCACUCGCAAGGGCAUCCUCACCAUUGACGGUGAGAGGGUAGAAUAUGGUCCUAUCCAGGGGCAAAUCCAUCACGGGAUUGCCAACUUGAUCACCGGCAUGAACCAGGUUAAGAUUGCAACAUUCUGACCCGGGUUUCUGCUACCUCCCUGGCAGGAGAAUGUAGCUGAGCUGAUGUCACUUGCAUUUUCUUCUACCGCUUGGCUGCAAGAGAGGGGCUGACAUUGGGGGUACUCUGUGUGUGUGUGUGUGUGUGUGUGUGUGUGUGUGUGUGUGUUGGGGGGGAGGGGAAGUGUUCUGACUUGCAGUGCUCCCUCCAGCCACCAGAGAGCAACCUGCUGCUUAAGACCUCCCUCUGCUCUUCUAGGCCUUUGAGUGCAUAUACUGUAUAUCCCUGUAAUGAGCCUUGGAUGACAGACCUUGGGCACUCCCCCCCCUCCAUAAUCUGCUGCUGUCCAUGGUAUGCAGUGGUUUGAAGGAAGGCCUCCUCACUCCCAUCCCUGCUUGCAGAAGCCUAAUUUUGCAAGCCUGUUCUAAAUCUCCCCUCAAGAAGGAGCAGUGUGGCUACAGGGACCUUCUGUGCAAGUCAGGUGGAGAAGAGAUCUGGCAUUGACUCCUUCCCCUACAAGUAAUAGCUCAUCAGAACUGCCAUCCUCUCCACCUUGUUCCUUUUUGAAGUCCGUGCCUACAAGUCCAUUUUUCCAACCUGUCAGCAGGUUCUUGCCUCAGGACCUGUGGGCUCCUCUGCACUUGCCCCUUUCACCAGACUGGGUCAGCAUGGCUCCCAGCCCUCUCUGGCUCAUAGUUCAGUACCGUUGCUGAGUCUCUACUAAGUGAUGAUGGUUAUUUUGGGAUUGUGGGGAGGGGAUGCCAGUGUGGAUCAGAGCAUUAAUGGGCUGGGGAAACGCAUGUGACGCACCAACCUUCCUUUGCUCUUCAAGCCAUGGGACCAAGGGUAACGCCACAGAUUUCUUCACUGUUCCCUUUUCCUCCACUCCUUGCGUGUUUUGGAAGGUUGCUGCUUGUCUUCAGCUGAACUGCACACUCCUUCCCUGCUGAAUGGGACCCCUUUUGAGGCCACCUUCCGGUCCCAAACUCUCACACACCUUUUACCUGCAAUUCACAAGAGCAGAAGCUGGAGCAACACAAAGCCUCAUUUGCUGGUCCUGGUUGUUCCACAAUCCGCCCAGCCGAAUUGUGUGUAUCUUGCGUGCGUGUAAAGACAUAAGUACCGGAAGGGUGAAAAGGCCUCUCAAGCUGGGAGUUGAAUGUAAGAGGCAGCCCGCAAACUCUACAGUUGUGUACUUGUCUCCCUUUUAAACCUAACUGAUCGAUGCCAGUCAUUUCCUUGUCCUUCUGGGUUUACCCUGGCAAGGGAGAUCUGCCCUCUUUUUGGAGUUGAGCUUGGCUCUCUCCUGCAGGGGGCGACCGAGGACAUUUAGGGGAAGGAAGGGACCACUCUCUCUACAGCCUUCUCUGGCUCAUUUCUCGCCAGCCAGAGGUGUAGUGAAAGGCAAUGGGAUUACUUCCCCAGCAGCCCCUAUGCUGAUAACCUCCCAGUCUAGCUCUUUCUAGGAAUACAUUGGAUGAAUGCAACUGGAUUAUUUUUUUUUCUGUGGGAGGAGGUUUAACUUUGAUAGGGUGGUGGUGAUUUUUUCUUCUCCCCACUAUGUGGGGGUUAACAAGCAAUUAAAAUGAUCUAAUACUGUAAUAGAUUGUGUGUGUGUGUGUGUGUGUGUGUAUGAAAUGAUAUUCACCGUAGAUGCAUUGUCUGUGUCUCUUAAGGGCCCUGGGAAGGGCCGUAGCUCAGUGGCUGAGCGUCUGCCUUGAAGGUCCCAGGUUCAGUCUGCAGCAUCUCCAGACAGGGCUGGGAGUGUCCCCUGCCAGGAGAGUUGCUGCCAAUCAGUGUAGACAAUACUGAGCUGGAUAGACCAAUGGUCUGAUUCAUUAUAAAGCAACUUCUUAUGUUCCUGAGAGAGGUCAGAUCAGGAGAUGAAGUUGGCAAAUGUCUCCCACUUUGUUAUGGGGAGAAGCCUGUAUAUUGGAGGUUGGUAAUCUAGAGCAGAGCAUAAUGAUGAAGAGUUGUCACUUUGCUGAAAGUCCCAGGCUGCCACAAUACUUACUUUUUCUUUUUUUAAUAAAGGGGGGAAUCCUAAAUAAUGGGUUUGUUGGAAUAGACCAAAGGCCUAUGUAUUCCAAAACUAUCUUUGCUAUCACUGGCCAGCAGGAUGCCUCUAGUGUAGAAGGUUACAAGCAGGGUUUAUUGGUUCUAAUUUUCACAUGCUUGGGACAGACAGACUGCUUCUGUCACUGGAUGUUCCAUUCAACUAUCAUAACUAAUAGCCAUCAAUACAAAAGGGGUAGCCAAAAUCAUCAAGGGCCUGGAGGAACUGCCCUGUGAGAAAAGGUUACAUUCAUUUGGAGCUUUUUAGCUUAGGGAAAAAAUGAGUAAAGUGGGACUUGAUAGGGGUGUAUAAAAUUAUGCAUCGUACAGACAAAGUGGCAGGGAGACAUUCCCCCCCCCAUUAUGCUAGCACCUGUGGUCAGCCAAUUAAGCUGAACAGUGAGAGAUUCCAGGCACACCAAAAAAAGUACUACUUUUGCACAGUGCAUAGCUAAGCUAUGGAAUUUGCUAUGGACCAAGAUGUUGUGAUGGCCACCGGCUUGGGAUGGUUUUAAAAGGUGAUUAGACAGAUUCAUAGAGGAUAUGGCCAUCAGAGGCUCCUUGUCAUGAUGGCUAUCUGUUAUCUCCAGUAUCAGAGUAUCCGAAUCCCAAUUGCUGGCGAAUCUGAGUGGGAGAGUGCUGUUGUGCUCGUGUCUUGCCUGUGAGCUUCCCACGGGCAUCUCUUUAGCCACUGUGGUAAACAGGAUGCUGGACGAAAUGGGCUUUUAGUCUGAUUCAGCUGGGCUCUUCUUACGUACUUAAUAGACCUGUCCAUUUAUGUUUCUUAGUCUUUUUGCUUUUCAGAACCAUCUAAGCUAGUAGUUUAGCCAGACUUGCCACCCUCCAACAAGGAGGAGGCUUGAUGGGAUGAAAGGUUCCUGGUUACCUCCUAGAAUGCUGGGCCAUCCAGCAUGAGAUCUGCAGGCCAGACUUGCUUGUGUUGUUUUUUGUCAACACAGCUGUACAUGGUCCCAUUAGGGGUUUAGAAAAGAGUUUGUGUUCCUUUAACUGCUGAUUUUUGUUUUCACUAUGAAUGUACCCACCGAAGAGUUAGAGUGAAGUGAGUGAGAGCAAGUUUUAUAUGCUGCUGCAACAAAGAAAAGACCUUCCUGCGAAAUUUCCACCUCACAAAAACGUCCAAGGAGCAGGCUAUCAUUUUGAUCACUGCAAUCGUCGAGUGAAUUACACGGUUAAGCCCUCCCUACCCCUUUCCAGGUGCCUCUGCCCCAGCAAGGGACAUUAUUUCCUCUCUAGGAAUAAAUACAACAGGAUUCUGGGAUCUUCUGGCCUUCAUGUGGGCAUUCAGUAAGCUGAAUGUUGGAAGAUUCAGGGCAGGACGCACAGCACACAGUUAAACUGUGGAAUUUGCUCCACAAGAGGCAGCGAUGGUCAUCAACUUGGAUGGCUUUAAAAGAAGAGUAAACAAACCCAUGGACAAUAAGGCUAUCAGCUGCAGCCUCCGUUGUGUUGUGCCUCCGUUGUCAGAGGAAACACGCUUUUGAAAACCACUUGCUAGAAACCGCAGGUGCUCAGGUCCUGCUUGUGGGCUUCCCAUGGGCAUCUGGUUGGCCACCGUGAGAACAGGAUGCUGGAUGAGAUGGGCCAUCUAGCAGGCUCUUCUUCUGUUUUUCAUGUGGGGUUAAACUACAGCUUAACUUGGGUCCUGAUUGCGGGCUUCCCCCAGGCACCUGGUUGGCCACUGUGAGAACAGGAUGCUGGACUAGAUGGGCCACUGGCCUGAUCCAGCAGGCUCUUCUUAUGUUCUUAUGUACAGCUGUUUGAAAAGUCCAAAAUCAGUCAUGAAGGCACCAAGAUUUUUACUUGGUUAAUGUGAACACUCCUUCCCCCACCCCCAGCGUUGCUACUGGGAGCUGGUGAAUCCAGAUGUAGGGACGCUUGAUCAUCCCAGUCUGGCUUGUGGAGGUGGGGGAAUCAUGGAAUAGUAGAGUUGGAAGGGGCCUAUAAGGCCAUCUAGUCCAACGCCCUGCUCAAUGCAGGAAUUCAAAUCAAAGCAUUCCUGACAGAUGGCUGUCCAGCUGCCUCUUGAAUGCCUCCAGUGUUGGAGAGCCCACUACCUCUCUAGUAAUUGGUUCCAUUGUUGUAUGGCUCUAACAGUUAGGAAGUUUUUCCUGAUGAAUUGAAGAGGAAAGGAUGACAAUUGUGGGCUGGUGAUACAUGAAAGUGCAAACUCACAAGCAUAGAAGUGGGGCAAAGAAGCCGGAAAUGGGUGCACGGCGAGUGUUUUCUACUGUCUAGAUAAAAGUUGUGCAAAGCCGCCAAGCUUAAUGAAGUUUGCUGGCCAUGUGGGUGGUCCCAGGGUCCUUGCUAAACCUGGCUUUGCCACAUGCCUGGGACUGUAAAACCAGAGGGAGGGAGGGUCAUCAAGCACAUGUCAGGCCACAACCCACAGCUGUCAUGGGCUACAUCCAGCCUGGCAGGUUACAAGACGGAGCACAUGCUUCCCUUGGCCUGGAUCUCCUCUCCUUUCUCUCUUUAUUUUUGAUAUGGCUUACCUCAUGAGCAGUGUGUUAGGAAAUACUGCUGCUCUCUAUUUGCUGCUUGUUGCACUUUAAAAACAACGUGACAUUUCAAAUAAUGCUGCACAGUCUAACUUAUUGUAGCUUUUAACACCAGAUCCAGCAUCAAGAAGAUGAGUUUUUUAGAAUUGCUGUUAAGAUCCAGUUAACUUUCACUCAAGGUCAUGGCCUUGAUCCAGGAUCCUGGGAGGACUCCAGGGGGCUGUUUUCUCCUUUCCCACAAAGACUGAAAGUGCAGCAUUAGCCCCAGGGCCCCCAGGUGGGGCAUGCCUUCAUUGCCACUGUCACAAUCGUCCAAAACGGAGAGACCAAAGCAAGUGGAGGAUGCUGCUUAUUCUCCUUGCUCCUGUCACUGCUUGUGCACUUGGAGAGGGCAUGGAGAACAGCAGCAACACCAAGGAGGAGCAUGACCUUUGGGGCCCCUUCUUGGAGUGUGAGCCUUGGCAAAUGCCCGACAAUUCUGACAUCUGAUUCCAGCUCACCUAUUAAGUAGGCUGUGGCCACAUGGCCGAAUAGCAACACACUCACACUCCUGACACUGUAUUGGUUCUGUUCUCCUCGGUUACCCACAGGAAACAUUCUGCAUUGGCGGGAGGGGAGAUAAGCAUUGGGGAAGAUGUUAUUUCUGGAUCAGGGCUUGCAUGAAGAAUUCUUGGAGAAACCUCAGGGUUGUAUUCAGAGCGGACCUGUUGAAAUUAAUAGACUAAUAUCAUAGGCCUAUUAAUUUCAGUGGGUCUACUCUGAGUAAUUGGAUCUUUCAGAGAGCAUUACAUUUUGUUAUCAAAUGGUACCACUGGAGGAGUACUGGAUACUGAGCUGCUUAUUGCUCUUAAUUUAUUCUGGAGCCUGUAGAAUUGCUGCUUUUAAUUUUAACUUUUUGCAUAUGCAUAGAUCAGUGCUUGGGUAUUAAUAACUCGCCCUGAGCUAUUCAAGCGUUUUGUAAAGGUUUGGAAAGAGGAGACAUGCAUCUGUCUCUCUCUGAUGCUUGCCUUAUAGCUACACCAUUACCCCCUAACUUGGCGUCAUCUUCUUCACUAUUAAUAUUUUUGUGGCUGUAUGAGAAAGCUUUGCUGAGAAUGAAGGAGACUGACAGGCAAGGCUGUAUGUUUUAAUCUGAGAUCUGCUACACAUUUUAGCUGGCUGAGAAUUCCAGCUUUUUUCAUUUUCGUUAAACAACCAAGGUUCUAGUCCCUUGUGAUUGUAGAGAGAAGUUUUUGAAACUGGGCAAAUAUACUGAAUGGUUAUGGAGAUGGUAUAUUUUUAAGUGAAAGGCCUGCAGUUGGUAAAGAGGAGGGAGAGUGUCUGAAGGCAUAUCUACGCUCCUCUCCUAAACUGAUUUGUAACCAAUUGAGUUGUCAUGGUGCCCAACCAGGAAACUCAGGGAAUUUAGUUCUGAGAAGGGGCUGUGGAGCUUAACAAAGAAUAUUCAGCCUACUCCCCAAACUAUGGUUUGGUGUCAGUUUCAUUUGUUGGGUGGAAGCUUGUGUAGCUCAUUUUUAAAAAAGACUUUCAGACUGGGUUUUGAUGGACAGAUGUGUCCUUAAUGAAACAGAAUUCUUUGCUAAGCGUAAUUGCAACGUAGGCAUAGCUAAAUCUAUCUUACUGAAAGAGGGAAAGAAGGUAGUUCUCAAUAAAGGAGUAAGUAUAAUGUCCUGGUUAGCAUGAUUUGUAUUGGGGAGAUGCACUUUCAACUAUCUGCUCAGCCGUAUGAUCCUUAGACAGUUACUUGUAGGGUUGUUUGAGGAUUUAAAAAAAAGGGGAGUGACUAUAAUACAUACACUGUCCUGAUAUCCUUAGAGGAAGGAUGGGAUUAAAAUAGGAGUUUUCACUGUCAUUUUUUCUUCCCUUUUCAAAAUUCUAUGAAUACCUUCCAAAAAGUGCUCCACCCCUGUUUACAAUCAGAUGUCCAUGCUGUGUGUUCUACUGACUUUCAGUCACCCACAGCUGGUCCAAAGGGACAUGAUGUAGCAACCUUGGCAAAGCAAAGCAGGGCCAGGUGUGGUCAAUGCUUGGCUGGGGGACCACCUAGAACUUGCGUGUUCAAUCCCCUCACCCUGAGUUUUAUGGAGAAAGGCAAGGUCUAAAUGAACUCAGUAAAAUAGUGCUGCAACCCUGUGCUCACUUACCUGGUUAAAUGGGGCUUGCUUACUACUGAGUAGGAACAUGUAGGUGUACAGCAGUAAAUGUGGCUGAAUGCACUUGCUGGGUAAAUGCUCACAUGUCAAUCUUUGGAGGGAAUAGAAAACAAUGCAAUAGCAAUGGAACUAACAGGUGCAACCAAAGUAGUUGUGGGAGGGAGGAGUCCUAAUCUUUGUGAGCACAAAGCAUGGUGGGAAUUGUAGUUUUUAUGACUAAGCACAGGAAAUGGGCUGACCUGCCUUUAACAGACUCAUGGUAGAGCCCUUAGGCUACCUUUGAAAUUCUUUCAGUUAAAAACAGGACAUUUUGAUUGAAACAACUGAGCAUUAUUGUAUAAACUUAGUUACAAAUGCUAACACUUGUCUUUCCCCUCUGCUUGAUGAAGAACUCAGCGUCACUCAAAAAAGCUUGCUUGCUCCUUUUCUAAUAGCAUUUGGCCCAAGGUACAGUUCUGUCCUUGCCUAUUUGAGGUCUGUAUCAUCAAGCCGCUUCAAGAAAUGUGCGGACAGCUUAGCAGAGGGAGGACUUAUAAUGCUUUGUGCGAUGUCCUCUCUUGUACACUGUGCCUACCCUCCCCCCAUUGUCUGCCUUCUUCUCCAAAGCACUCUCCACAAAUCUAAACACUGCUCAGUAAACAUAUGCAUAUUUUAAUUAAUGCUAUUUAGGCUGCAGUGUAGAAUUUGGGGUGCUGGUCCUGAACACAUUCAGUCUUGCCUGUGGCCUCAUGCCUCAUUUCCUGCCCCACAUUGGCACUGGGACCAUGUGCAUUCCAAGCUCAUUCCAUUUCCCUCCCCCACCAAGGGCCCAUGUUUUGUGGGGGCUGUGCCCGGAGUCCCAGGCCUCUCUUCCCUCACAUACAUGACUGGAAAAAUGCAGCCUUUGAAAUGUUUAUGUGUCUGUUUGAAGUACGUAUUGGUUAACCUUUUUGUCUGCAACUGCCUCCUGUGUGUUGCUUGUCAAUGACAUAAAUGUUUAAAAUAAAAAAUAAAAACGCCAAAAAACUA
Molecule: messenger RNA, 10141 nt
Organism: Rhineura floridana
Lineage: Eukaryota; Metazoa; Chordata; Lepidosauria; Squamata; Rhineuridae
Gene: SPHK2
Product: sphingosine kinase 2
Exons: 6
Coding region: 618-2426 (602 amino acids)
Biological process (GO): positive regulation of apoptotic process; sphinganine-1-phosphate biosynthetic process; sphingosine biosynthetic process
Cellular component (GO): cytoplasm; membrane; intracellular membrane-bounded organelle
Source: RefSeq, a predicted model, not a curated record